Molecule: messenger RNA, 971 nt
Organism: Oncorhynchus mykiss (rainbow trout)
Lineage: Eukaryota; Metazoa; Chordata; Actinopteri; Salmoniformes; Salmonidae
Gene: nudt15
Product: nudix (nucleoside diphosphate linked moiety X)-type motif 15
Biological process (GO): dGTP catabolic process
Cellular component (GO): cytosol
Molecular function (GO): 8-oxo-7,8-dihydrodeoxyguanosine triphosphate pyrophosphatase activity
Source: RefSeq, a predicted model, not a curated record
GUACCGGAAGUGAUAUUCACGUGUCAACCUGGCUCGUUCCGUUCCGUUCGUUGCGGAGGAGGAGCUGUGCCUGGUGAAGUUGCCUGAAACGAUAGAAGAGCAUAUGCCAUAGCAUGUGUUUAUAGUAGAGCUAUUUGCAUAUAGUUUUACUAACUGAAUUACCGUGGUCUGAUUUGACGAGAUGACACAAAACUGCAGACCCCUCAAGCGCCCUGGUGUCGGAGUAGGGGUUCUUGUCACAGAUUCAGCUCACUCCAGCUGCGUCCUCUUAGGGAAGCGAAAAAGUGCAAUGGGCAAAGGAACGUAUCAGCUACCUGGCGGUCAUCUAGAAUUUGGAGAGACAUGGGAAGAUUGCGCUCACAGGGAGGUGAUGGAAGAGGCAGGAGUGCGCCUGAAAGAAGUAAGGUUCGCAUCCGUGGUGAACUCCAUCAAGCUCGAUGAGCAGUACCACUACAUCACCAUCAUCAUGCAAGGAGAAGUGGACAGGAGCUACCCAUCAGAGCCAGUCAAUCUCGAACCAGAGAAAAACGAAGGUUGGACAUGGACACAGUGGGACCAGUUUCCUCAAGAGGACCAACUCUUCCUGCCUCUGGCCUGCCUGAGACAACAGGGCUUCCAGCCGUUCAACACCACAUAACACUGCAGCUACCCAGAAACAGAGAAGAGAGGGGCGAAACACAGGGAUAGAAGACACAUACAUUAGAACUGCUUUGUAGGACCUAAUCAAGUCAGGCAGUUGGGUAUACAUGGUAACGGUUGAACUAAUGUUGAUCAGCACCUUUGGUUGGGUAAACAUGGCAACGGUUGCUGGACUUAUGAGGGGACAACUCAUGGAUCUAACGGAAGGAAGUUAUGACAACAAAUCAUUACGGUUUGAGUGUAUUUAUAUCAAUGAAAUGUUAAUGCAAAGCACACUGUACUACAAAUAACCUGUAUGUGUUUUGUCAAUAUUAAAAGGAACAUAAGAAGUA